AUGGGGACGGCCAGCUCCGCCGGCUCGGCGCCCCCCGCGCUGAGCCCGAACGCCAGCGGCCCCAGCGCGGCCAACUCGACCCACCCCGGGGAGAGCUGGAUCGUGGGCAUGGGCGUCCUCAUGUCGCUGAUCGUGCUGGCCAUCGUCUUCGGCAACGUGCUGGUCAUCACCGCCAUCGCCCGCUUCCAGCGCCUCCAGACGGUCACCAACUACUUCAUCACCUCCCUGGCCUGCGCCGACCUCCUGAUGGGGCUGGCGGUGGUCCCCUUCGGGGCCAGCCACAUCAUGCUGCACACCUGGAAGUUCGGGAACUUCUGGUGCGAGUUCUGGACCUCCAUCGACGUGCUGUGCGUCACGGCCAGCAUCGAGACCCUCUGCGUCAUCGCCGUGGACAGGUACUUCGCCAUCACGUCCCCCUUCAAGUACCAGAGCCACCUGACCAAGAAUAAAGCCAGGCUGGUCAUCCUCUUGGUCUGGGUCGUGUCCAUCCUGACCUCCUUCCUGCCCAUCCAGAUGCACUGGUACAGGGCCACCGACGACGAGGCCCGCCGGUGCUACGACGACGCCACCUGCUGCGACUUCUUCACCAACCGAGAGUAUGCCAUCACCUCCUCCAUCAUCUCCUUCUACAUACCUCUGGUGGUCAUGAUUUUUGUCUAUGCCCGGGUUUUCCAGGUCGCCCAGAAGCAGCUGAAGAAGAUAGACAAGUGCGAAGGGCGGUUCCAUCAGCACAGCACUGCACUCCAGGAGCAGAACGGCGGAAGGGCGAGUCACCGGCGAGCAUCCAAGUUCUGCCUGAAGGAACACAAAGCUCUAAAAACUCUUGGCAUCAUCAUGGGCACCUUCACCUUGUGCUGGCUCCCUUUCUUCAUAGUCAACAUUGUCUUUGUCAUCUGUCCCAAUCGCAUCCCCAAAUUUGUAUACAUCUUUUUGAACUGGGUGGGGUAUGUCAAUUCGGCCUUCAACCCCUUGAUCUACUGCCGCAGCCCGGACUUCAGGUAUGCUUUCCAGGAGAUUCUCUGCUUCCGGAGGUCUGCCUUGAAAAUGUACGUCAAUGGAUAUUCAAACAGCAAUGGGAAAACAGACUUCAUUGGGGAUCACAAUGGCUAUCCGACACGAGAAGAGAAGGCUCUUGAACUGCUGGCUGAAGAAGGAGGCCCCCCUACCGGGGAAGAAUUUUUACACUGUAAAGAGAUUCCUGGGUGUCCUGGAAUGGUUGAAAGUUGAACGGGCAAAGCAUCCCUUCUCACCAGCUGCAACUCAAAGAAGUUUGUGAAGAGACAAGCCCAAGUUCAGCCCUACUUCUGUCAGUAUGGGGAACUACUGUUCUUUCUCCCAUACAUUCCAUCAUGGAGAAGUAACAGAAAGGGGCAGCUAGUA
Messenger RNA from Euleptes europaea (tarantolino), 1380 nucleotides. It is a transcript of the gene ADRB2, whose product is annotated as adrenoceptor beta 2. Lineage: Eukaryota; Metazoa; Chordata; Lepidosauria; Squamata; Sphaerodactylidae. The transcript has 2 exons. The record is from RefSeq and is a predicted model, not a curated record. The coding region runs from base 1 to 1227 and encodes 408 amino acids. Gene Ontology annotation, molecular function: beta2-adrenergic receptor activity; norepinephrine binding. Gene Ontology annotation, biological process: adenylate cyclase-activating adrenergic receptor signaling pathway; negative regulation of smooth muscle contraction; norepinephrine-epinephrine-mediated vasodilation involved in regulation of systemic arterial blood pressure. Gene Ontology annotation, cellular component: membrane.